Symbiodinium pilosum is the source of this 2193-nucleotide messenger RNA. NCBI's taxonomy places the organism in Eukaryota, Dinophyceae, Suessiales, Symbiodiniaceae. The record is from the annotation of a GenBank genome assembly.
AUGUUUGGCCCUCCCUCACCGCUAUCAAAAAGCAGGCUUAGAGGGUCGCUUCAGAGCCGAAGGCUCUCACCGCGAGGAUCACCACGACAUCGAUCACCAGCUGGAGAGGGCAAAGUGUCUUUUGGCCUACCAAACGAGGUCGUUUCGCCCCGGUUUCGUUCCAAACCAGCACCAAUCAAGCUGGAGGAGGAGGCCUUUCCACCAGAAAGCUCCAGCCCGAAACGAGCCACAAGCCAGACGCCACCCGCAAAAGAAUGGAAUCCAGAAACAGAAGCAAGAGUACAGGUGUUGUGUGCCUCCCCUGCUAGUGGAGCAGCCACGCCAAGCUUUGCAGUGCUUCCGCCCCACCUGCCAGAUGGUGUUUACCGAAGUAUUUCUGUGGCAUCGACAGUUCAAAGCUCAGAGUCCGUCAUUGUGAAAGAGCCAGGCGAUGACAGCUCGCUUGUUUCCGCAGCGCAUGCAGCCGCGCUUGCAGCGGCUGCAGAGGCGAUGCGCCAGGAAGCGGCCAAGGCAUCCACCGCUCGGCAACAACUCGAGGAUCAGUCUAGGCGGUUGGAGGCCCAGCUUGCGGCCACCAGCCAGAUCCUCCAGCCACUUCUGUCGCCGCACGUUCAGCAAGUAAUACAUACGAAUCAACCUUCGAAACACUUUGCAGUGCCACGCAUCAAUCCCCCCGCGCAGGUGCUGCGGGCAGCGCACGGGUAUGCAGCUCCUAAAGCAUCCGUGAGGAUGGUUCACAGAGUCAGCGUUCCGCCGCGGGUGGUCAACCAGGUGGUCUCGCCAAAGCACGUGAUCUCAUUGCCAGAAGCAGAGCAGGCGAACUGUGGGCCGCAGGAAGAUGUCGACAUGACCCGAGACCAGCAGAUGACCUCGACAUCUUCCUCUGUCGGCGUGCAGACCUCCCCAGCCCAGCCGACCCGUGAAGCGCUUGCGGAGCAGGAAGUCCAGGAUCUGGCGCGCAAGCAGAUUCAGGAGGCGACUGACAUCGCAUCUCGAGAUGUUCAAGGCACACCGAGCCUGAAGGAAGUGAAGGAGGGCCGAGAUCUUCUUCGGCAGGCUAUUGCAAAGGGUAGGGCCGCUGGGCUGCCCGAGGAGGAGUUGGCACGGUCCGAGCAGCACCGACGUCGACUGCACAAUUUGUACCAGGACCUGAAGGGACAACUGCGGGUCUACUGCCGCGUGAGGCCGCUGAAUGCAAAAGAGAAAAGGAUCGGUGACAAGGAAGCAAUGCGCGUAGUUGAUGGCACUACGCUCGAGGUGCGAAGCACUGGUGACAUUUUCGAGUUUGACGGAAUUUUUGGCAGUUCCGAAUCGCAGGCUGAUGUAUUUGAGGAUUGCUCUGAUUUGGCCCAGUCCGCCAUGGACGGCCAAAGUGUGACGGUGUUCUGCUAUGGCAUCACUGGCGCUGGAAAGACCUACACUAUGUAUGGAACUCCAGAAGAGGAUGGGCUAGCUCAAAGGAUGUUUGGCGAGUUAUUUGCGCAGGUGGACACAAUACCUCAGGCAAACGUUACGAUCAUGGGAUCCAUGAUGGAAUUGUACAACAACUAUCUCGUGGAUCUUCUGCGACCAAUAGACUGGCAGGGCCGGCAGAACCCACCCCUGAGCCUGAAGCUGGAUAAGUCAGGCACGGUGCAGGUGGAGGGCCUGGCACGCGAGCCAGCCAAAGAUCCGGAGGAGCUCAAGGCUGUGUUUCAGCGCGGUCUUGAGCAGCGCUCGGUGGCCGAAAAUGCGAUGAAUGCAGAGAGUUCGAGGUCCCAUGUGAUCUUCACAGUCUUUUUGACACAAGACGUUAUUUCUCAGCAAGGUGGCGUAGAGCGCAUCACCAGUAAGUUGCACUUCUGCGACCUGGGUGGUUGUGAACGGUUGAAAAAAACAGAGGUAGAACAGGAUCGAGACCGCCGACUGGAAGCCAUUGAAAUCAACAAAAGCCUUUCAGCUCUUGGAGAUGUGAUCGAGGCAAUUGCGAAGAAGCGGAAGUACAUUCCUUACAGGAACCACAAGCUCACGCAGUUGCUCCAGGAUGCCCUGGGCGGAAACGCAAAAGCCUUGAUGUACGUGAACUGCUCGCCUGCGCAGUCUAGCAUCAAAGAGACGGUGACGGCCUUGAAGCUGGCAAACCGAGCCAAGCGCAUUGUAAAUCAGCCAUGGGAGUCACCCACGUCUCCGCGACGACCCGCCCCUGAGCGCUGA